This is a messenger RNA of Cephus cinctus (wheat stem sawfly), 612 nucleotides long. RefSeq names its product protein lin-52 homolog (gene lin-52). Lineage: Eukaryota; Metazoa; Arthropoda; Insecta; Hymenoptera; Cephidae. Gene Ontology annotation, cellular component: DRM complex. The transcript has 5 exons. Gene Ontology annotation, biological process: regulation of DNA-templated transcription. The coding region runs from base 242 to 538 and encodes 98 amino acids. The record is from RefSeq and is a predicted model, not a curated record.
GUUCUCGUUUCAAAUGAUCACUACUGAUUACUACGCCAUUGCGUUCCACAAAGAGCGCUAAAACUAGUGGCGGGAUUAUUAUACGAUUUUUCGGAAUUCACAGCCAUAUCAAUCGUUGAACGUUUGUUAGUAAUAUUGAGUUCAAGCCAGUUCAUGACAAGUAAGAUGGCAACUGACGAACCCGAAGCUGGCCAAACAGUACAUUGUGUUUCCAGACUUGAGUUGCGUGGAGGAUAGUCUAAUGAGUUUGGAAAAAUUGGAUCGUGCUUCCCCAGAUCUAUGGCCUGAACCAACGACUGAUGAAGUUCCAGGUAUUAAUGAGUUCAUUGCUCAAAAUUCCCCUCCGACUGAACCACCUUCCUGGUCAUCAGGACUUACUGCAGAUGACAUCAAUCAUUUACAUCAAUUGGGGAACCUAACGACCACUGGUCUUAUAGCAGAGGUAAAAAAACUUCAUGAUUUAGCGUAUCAACUUGGACUAGAAGAAACAAAGGAAAUGGCUCGGGGGAAAUAUUUGAAUAUUUUCAAACGCAAAUAGGUUUAUUUCAAUAUGUAUAUAAUAAUAUCUAUAAGAAUUUAUAUUUCUAUUGAAUAUAUUUUUAUGUAAAUAAA